GACACAGAGAAGCCCAUUACUUGUGUACUACAUUUCCCAGAGUAAUCGUCUGUUGUUUCUUGCUAGUGACGGACGCUUCUUGUAUCUCGAAUUUGAGGCUAUUACGAUUACAAUAACAUUAGCUGGCUGUUAACCAUCUAUGAGUGUUUGGCAACAAAAUGGGGGUAUCAGAUUUACAAUUUGAUACAAAUGGGCCUGUGGUAGAUCUUUCUGCUCGGGGUAUGCGGAAGCUCGACCCCAGUUUCAUUUGCUCUGAAGAAACUCACACUCUCAUCUUGGACCAAAAUGAAAUCAUGAAACUGGACCAUCUGGAAAGGAAUUUGGGCCUUCAGCAGCUGUCUGUCGCAAGCAAUCGCCUCGUGAGAAUGAUGGGCGUGUCACAGCUCAAAGAACUGCAAGUCCUUAAUCUUCCAAAUAACAGUAUCGGCUACAUUGAAGGACUGCGGGACAUGCCCAACCUCAAAUGGCUCAACUUGUCGGGAAAUGCAAUAAAGGUUAUUGAACAGCUGAACAACUGUGUUUCCCUUCAACACUUGGAUCUUUCAGACAAUAGCAUAACGAACAUUGGUGAUUUGAGUAAACUUGUGGCGUUAAAGACACUUCUUUUGCAUGGAAACAGUAUAACAACGCUUCGCACUGUGCCUGCCAACCUACCCGCCCAUGUUUCCAUCCUGUCAUUGGCAUCAAAUGAAAUUACAGAUUUAACUGAAGUGGCACACUUGGCUCAGCUUCAUGAAUUGGAGCAAUUAUCUAUAAUGAACAACCCUUCUGUGAUGCCAACACCAUCGCUGCCACGUUUUGACUACCGGCCCUAUGUGAUGAGUUGGUGCCUUAGCCUGAAAGUGUUGGAUGGCUUUGUGGUCUCCCAAAAAGAAGGACUGAAAGCUGAGUGGCUAUACAGUCAAGGAAAAGGACGCUCCUUUCGACCCGGCCAGCACGUUGAACUGGUUCAGUACCUUUCCACCGUUUGCCUCCGGACUGCAUCGUCGCCCUUGGUGACGGCGGAAGAUGCCAAAUUAGAAAAAAUCUUGAAUAAGCAGAGGUUUCACCAAAGGCAGUUAUUAGAAGAGACGCAAGCGGAAUGUCCAAGCCCUCGUCGACCCACUGAACUAGCUGUGGAAAGAGUGGACACAUCACAUUUUCUUUCACAAGGGGACACUUUAGAGGCCAAGAAAAUGAUAUCAACGCCACCUUCUGCUGUGCCAUCAGACCUGGAAAGAGGUCGGGCAGUGCAGUUCAAUACAUGGGUGAGCUAUGACUCAUCCAGCGUUUCCCUUCCAUGUAUAAGCAGCCCAAAGCGUGGAGGAGAGAGCCUUCUUUUAGAAGACGUGCAGACGGAUGAGGACAAGUUGAACAGCAGUGCACUAUCAUGCGAGUCCUUCACGUCCUUCACACCUCACCUCGAACCGCAGUCUCUCCACUCAGAGAGCGACGACGAGACGGAGACAUUUGAAGCCGACUCGCUGGCCCCAAGGCAUCCGUCGACCCCACUGGCUCGCCAAGACAAAAAAGAAGAAAAGGUUACACCUUGCUUGGAAGCAGCGGAAGAUCAAAAGUUCAUGUAUUUGGUCAAAACGACAGAGGAAGCAUCGAGAGCAGCUGUUAAGAUCCAGUCAUGGUGGAGGGGACGGUACACUCGGUGUUGUCACCCCAAGGCCAGAGAGGUGCGCAGUGAGAUUCGACUCCGCAGGAUGCAAGAUCACAUUGUUUCCUUGACGCAAAAACUGGAGAGAAUGCAGAAGCAGUGUGAGGAGGAGAGGAUACAAAGGAUGGUUCAGGAUGAAGCAGUCAGGUUUCUUUGGGAACAGGUCCAAUCCAUGCAACAAUGGAAGCAAUCCGUUGAGGAGAAGCUGGCUCAAAUCUCCGCUUCUCCCGCGCCAAGUCCGGCAGCUCCUCCCGUAGCAUGCGCCACUGCCAACCAACCUGCCACGGACGUCUCUUUUCCAGACUCCGGCUUCCAGACGACUACAGCGAGCGAGGAGCGUGCCGCGCCGGACGACAGCUUUCUCAGCAGUGGGACGGCGGAAUCCGUGCUGACUGUGCGUGUGCCCGAUCGAGACGUGGACAGCACCGACUGCAGUCUCCUGGAGCAGUAUGCCACCUCCUUGCAGCAGAGGGAGGAGGAGGAAGCCGAGGAGGCGCUAACGUCGCAAACCGAAGACGACCAAACGGAUGUCCACUGAGGGGGGGGGGACGGGGGGGACGCAACAGGAAGAAUGUGAUAUUUGCCCACUGAGGCUUGACUGAAAACUGCACUUAUAUUUAUUGUCAACUACACAUUAUUUCCUGAACACAUUAUAUUUAUGGCAUAAAUUUUGUAUGACUGCCUUCCACAGAACUAGACGUCCAAGCCAUUGGAAGUGGGAGGGUUGGCAGCAAAUGAACGAACGUUCAUUCCUUUUCACUCUCCCAGUUCAAAUCGAUUGGACCUCUACUAGAGAUCAAUUCAUUUAAAUACACAGCAUAAGGAUGUAAAGAACCUCGUGAUUUGGACGUCAAUGACCGUCAAUGACAUGGAAACUUGGCCUGGACACGAGCAUGCAAAAUUUAGCGUUAGGUUUACUAGUAAAAGUUACAGCACAUUAUUGGUUAAUCCUGAAACUACCCAAUUAAGCCCAGGUUUUGGUGGGUAUUGUAGUUUGUGUACUUUACUACGUUAAAGCACCAGUAGUAGCGUAUACUCGUAAUAACCUGCAUUUACUACUGUAAUACUUUUCUUCUACCUCUUUUGGUAACUUUCUUUUUCUUCCUGCUAAUUAUGAUACAAUGUAAUUAUGUCACAAUAAAAAGCAGAUCAGUGCAAACGUCA
Corythoichthys intestinalis (scribbled pipefish) is the source of this 2809-nucleotide messenger RNA. RefSeq names its product centrosomal protein 97 (gene cep97). NCBI's taxonomy places the organism in Eukaryota, Metazoa, Chordata, Actinopteri, Syngnathiformes, Syngnathidae. The record is from RefSeq and is a predicted model, not a curated record. The transcript has 11 exons. Gene Ontology annotation, molecular function: protein binding. The coding region runs from base 159 to 2183 and encodes 674 amino acids.